AAUUCCUCAACAUUUUGACAAGUGGCAGUGGGCAUUCCGACAUCGUCAAAAUUUCUCUCCCGUCUAUUUCACAUUUAGACUUCUGAAGAAGCUCAAAAUUUUUAAUAACACAAAUCAUUAUAUUUCGAAGACUAAAUUUUGACGAAAAUGGCUUAUCCGGGACAAUCGGCCGCGACAGCUGAAACUGUGAUGUACACGCAAUUGCAACCAUGGAGCAGCAUGGGUGCUUUGCCAUGCAUGGAGCAAGUUUCGGGUUCUCCCGUGCCGGCGAAAGUGGGAGAAUAUUUUAGGACUCCAAGGCCACAUCCAUGGCGGCCAACUUUGGGCUACGAAACCAUCCAAGUUCAGCCACUAUUAUCGCAAACUAUAACAAAUCAGCUGUCUGAUCCCUGUUACACCCCGGAAGGAAUGGCAACCGAACCUCUCAAAUUUCCGAAUCUCGUAACCGGAUUCGAGAGAAAUCCUGGACACGCGGCACGUGUUGCUCUCUAUACUAGAUACACUCCAUUCGAGUGGUCCCAGAACCAAACCCGUUUUUAUAACGAAGUAAACACUAAUAUUCAUUAUGCUGACAAACUCCGUCAAGAUACAGUUCGACUGAUGCGAGCAGCGGAUGAGACUAUAAAAAAUGGGCAAGCGGAAACAGGUCGGAUGAUCGGCGAACGACUAACUGAAAUAGAAUUUUGGGAGCGUGAGUUAACCGCGGAGAUGGAGCGUUUGAUUUUGGAAUGUCAAAAGAUGCAGGACUGUCGAAGAGCUCUUCAGAGAGCAAUUAUGGAUCUUGAAGCGCCUUUGCAAGUGGCUCAGGAGUGUCUUUAUCAACGAGAAUUUAGAAAAGGAGCUGAAUUGGUGCAUGAUGAGACGGAACAAUGCCUGCUUAGAGAAGUCGAAACGAUAAGAAGAGCUAUAAAGAAACUGCAAUUAUUCGUUGAUAAAUGUGCCCAAAUAUUGAACGAAGCUCGAGCAGCUCAAAACGAAUUAGAAGUGGAUCUAAGCAACAAAGAAAUUUCGCAUGGGAUCGAUACGUUGAGCCACCAGUUGAACAAUUUCAGUAAAGGAAUCGAGUACUUCGGUGGAAUUGAAAAAUACGACGUUUGUGUUACCGAGGGUGAAACGUGGUCUCAAGCUUCCAAUGACCUCAUAGUGAAAUCCCAAAAAAUUCGAAAACGCUCAGCCGAUCUUCGAACUAAUACCGAAACCGGUAUAGACUCGGUUCCAAAAGAAAUUUGGGACGCUUGGACCAGAACGAACAACGCACUCGGCAAAAGAGCGGCAGAACUGCUCGAGGCUAAGAGCAAAAUAAUAGUGCAUUUGCAACAGGUACAGAAAGACAUUUUCAGUGUCGAAAAAACAAUGGAGUUGAUCAGAAAAUCCAUAGCAGACAAAAGCUCGACGCUGAAAGUCGCGCAUACGAGGCUCGAGGCCCGGACGCAUCGUCCGCAAUCGGAAUUGUGCAGAGAUUACGCUCAAACAAGGAUGGUGACCGAAGUGGACACGAUUAAAACUAUAAUCCACGAGCUGCACAUGAAGUUACAAGAGUGCGAAGCACAGCACCAACAAUUGCUGAAAACUCGUAACAAUCUUGAGACGGAGCUUAAAUCAAAAGUCGACUCUUUGUUCGUGGAUCGCGAGAAAUGUAUGGGAAUGCGACGAACUUAUCCAAUAGCGGCGACGAUAAAGUACUGAUUCAGUAUCUGGAAGAAGAAAAUAAAAUGAGUACCGGUUUUUACAAUAUUUUUUAAUCAACCUUUAUUCUUAUAAUUCAAGUUCAUCAAAAUUCAUAACAAAAGUAAUUUAUGACUAUAAAAUACAUAUCUUUGUGAUAUUAACGAUGUCCCAGCCCGUGUAAUACGCGGAUAAUCGAUCCGUUUGCUGUUUUGCGAAUUUUUAAAAAUUCUUAUUGUCACUCACGAAAUAUAGGAAUAGCCCGGUGCAAUUUGACCAUUUUGGAGAUCGAUCUGAUUACACAUUUUGCUCGUCGCUCCCUUUAUUUUAACUGUACAAGCUUCGGUGAGUUUGAUCACAGACUUAUAAACUUCGCGUUACUCAAACGAUCGUAUUCUACUUAAUCUUUUUUCUUUGAUUGUCUUCUUAGUCUUAGAAAAAAAACGCGGUUUAUUCUAUUUUGAGUUAUUUACAGGUUCUAUGGUUGGUCAAUAAAAAAAGAAAUGUUGAU
Venturia canescens is the source of this 2176-nucleotide messenger RNA. RefSeq names its product tektin-3-like. Lineage: Eukaryota; Metazoa; Arthropoda; Insecta; Hymenoptera; Ichneumonidae. Gene Ontology annotation, cellular component: microtubule cytoskeleton; nucleus. The record is from RefSeq and is a predicted model, not a curated record. Gene Ontology annotation, biological process: cilium assembly; cilium movement involved in cell motility. The coding region runs from base 148 to 1686 and encodes 512 amino acids. The transcript has 9 exons.